Molecule: messenger RNA, 1281 nt
Organism: Leptonychotes weddellii (Weddell seal)
Lineage: Eukaryota; Metazoa; Chordata; Mammalia; Carnivora; Phocidae
Source: RefSeq, a predicted model, not a curated record
AUGCCUGACCAAAAUAACCGCAGUUGUUCCUCUCCAGGCGUCCUGCGGCGGAGUUACCCGCACUCCAAGAGGCGGGCGGCUGCGGACAGACCCCGGAUCCCGGCGGCCCCGCCCCUCCCUCGUCUGCGGCGUCAGGUCCGGUUCCAUAGUCCUCCCCACACCCGCCACCGGGGGAAUACCCGGGAAGGAGGGGGUCUGGCGAGUACGGAUGAGGGCCUCCGGAAGUGGAUGGUGCAGCACGGUGGGGACGGCUGGGUGGUGGAGGCAAACAGGUCAACGGUGCCCGGGGCCCCCUCGCAGACCUGCUUCGUGUCUUCCUUCAGCUGGUGUCGCAAAAAGCAGGUGUUGGACCUGGAGGAGGAGGGUUUGUGGCCAGAGCUACUAGAUAGUGGCAAGAUUGAGAUUUGUGUCUCUGACUGGUGGGGAGCCCGACACGACAGUGGCUGUAUGUACCGACUCCUUGUCCAACUUCUAGAUGCCAACCAGACUGUCCUGGAUAAAUUCUCUGCUAUGCCCGUUCCCAUCCAACAGUGGAACAACAAUGUCUGCUUUCAGGUCACCCACGUGUUCUCCAACAUCAAGAUGGGCGUCCGCUUUGUGUCUUUCGAACACUGGGGCCAGGACACGCAGUUCUGGGCUGGUCACUAUGGAGCCCGUGUGACCAAUUCCAGCGUGGUCGUGCGGGCCCGGUUGUCUUAGUCAAGGGCUGUCCUUGCCCAACAACCUGACCGGUGCCUUCUAGGACUGGGGACCACUGGCCAGGACUUCUCAUUAACCAAGGGCACGUACCUCCCUGGCAUCCUGGGUACUCCAGGAUCCCUUCGAGGGUUCUGCCAGGUCCCCUCUUCAGGUUCUAGAAACUACUAGAAGAAAGUUCUUACUUCAAAGUUACCUACUGCUGUUAUAGGGCAGUCCUCCCUCCGGAGGCCCUCUGAUUCAGCCCCAGUCCCAUCUGGCCUGUCUCCUCUCCUUUCUGCUUUCAGGGGGCUUUAUCGGUCCCUUUAGAGAAGGCCGCUCAUCUCUGAAGUAGAACCUCGUCCUUAUAGCUGGGAAAAUGCCAGCCACCUUGGGUGGCAAACUUAACCCCCUGCAGCUUCAAGGCUGGGAACCAGGUCUCACAGCUGAAAGUCAGCCAGCUCAAAAAAUGUGUGGAGACCCUCAAGGACCCCUGUGAUUGUAUGGUGUAUAAAAUUAUUUUUUAUUUUGAAAUUUUGCGCAAACAUUGAGAGAAUAAUAUAUCAGCGACAACUAUCUGCCGAUCAUAUGUAAUAAAUUUAUUAU